Molecule: messenger RNA, 882 nt
Organism: Syngnathus typhle (broad-nosed pipefish)
Lineage: Eukaryota; Metazoa; Chordata; Actinopteri; Syngnathiformes; Syngnathidae
Gene: fam204a
Product: family with sequence similarity 204 member A
Exons: 7
Coding region: 136-813 (225 amino acids)
Source: RefSeq, a predicted model, not a curated record
CUCAUGACGUCACCAUGUUUACCCGGAAAUGUGAGCUUCCACUGACGGCUGCUGUUUAAAUAUGGAAUUGAUCGCAUAAUCGGUCCGUUUUUCCACAUUAACGGAAUUACGGACUUUGUCCGUAACGUAACGCGUAUGAAUAUGUACAGCGGGCUUCUGCCCAAGGACUUAACAGAAGACGAUCUCAGUCCGGAUGAUCAGGAAGAGGAGCAUGAGAGUCAAGUCGUGGAAGUAAUAAACAAUAACCCCGACGUGAAGACUUCUACGGUUAUUAAUGCUACAAAUGAAGCAUCGACAUGCUGCCUGCCUGGUAUAUCCCAGGAAAUGUGGCAAAAAUUUAAUGAUCUGCGUAAGAAGAAAGACGAGAAGAAGAUGAUGAAACUCCCGAGGAAAAAAAGAAGAAAAAGACGACAAUGCAAGAAAGAAACAGAGGGCAAAGAGCCAACAGAGACGAGCAGAGAGCGUCAGGAGGAGCUGGAGAAGCACUGGGACGGGCUAAAGCAGUAUUUUGGUGUAAAUGAUCGAUUUCAUCCCCCUGCAUGUUCCAACCCCCCUCAAAAGUCCGGCCUAGAAAAGAGCAUAGAGAGGGCCAUCGCUGAAGGGGACACUGCAAAGGCGGAGGAGAUGAGCGACAGACUCGCCACUCGAGAGCUGGCUGUGAAAAUCGCCGAAGCCGCUGAUUGCCGUGACUUUGUGCAGCACAAACAGGAAGAGGACGCUUUGAGGGCAGCGAAGAAAAGAAAGAAGGAAAUAGCUUGGGGGUUCGAGGCGAAAAAACGAUGGGAAACCAAAAGCAACAUGGGUUACAUGUGACCAAAAUGGAAGGAAGAUUUUUUUUUUUUUUUUUAUGGUAAUUCAAUAAAAAUUGUUUUGUAUGGCAAA